GAGAGAGGCAGGGACUGGCAGAAUAGUUGACAUGUGAUCAGGACUCCCGAGCAGCCAAACCAUUCACCCUGGAUACAACAUCAGCAGCAGCAAGAGAGAGUGAGAAGGAGCUAAAAAGAGACAGAAGGAGCCAGAGAGAGAGACAGAAGGAGCUGGAGAGAGAGACAGAAGGAGCUAGAGAGAGACAGAAGGAGCUAGAGAGAGACAGAAGGAGCUAGAGAGAGAAGCAGAAGGAGCUAGUUAGUCAGGGAUGUGGUGUGUGAGAUGAGAAGAGGCUAUAGUGGUCGUGCCCUCAUCACUGGGAUUCUACUAUUUUCAGAGAGUGGGAAUAUGGAGAGAGUGCUCUAAAAGAGAUACGCCUGUCGCUUGGAAUAAGAUACAACACACACACACUACACACAUACACACCCAGCGUUGCCAUGGGGGGCUCCCUCAGUCAGCACAGGAAGAGCUCCUUCAGCUCCCUGAGAAAGAAGAGCAGCAUUUCGGACUCAGAAGGGAACUUUGAGACCCCAGAGGCGGAGUCUCCUGGUCUGCUGAAUGACCUGACCCAGCUGGAUAACUCUGCCCACACGGUCCUCACCAAAGAUGUCGGACAGCUGACGCCCCGCCUCCUCCUGGACAGAAACUCCAAUCAGGAUGUUUAUCCCACGUCCCUACAGGAAGUCCAAGAUGCCCUAAACAACCUCAAUAGCUCCUCUCCUUCUCUGAGUGGAGCAGGUUUAGACCAGAACCUGAACCUGAGGUUGAUCUCAAGACCUGGAGAAGGAGAUGGUCUCUCCCCGUCCCCUCUGCCCCAGCCCCGCGCCCUACGCCCUGCCUCGCUCCCUGUCCACAACUUCCCUGACCCCGCAGAGGUUGAUGACAUUUCUCCUAUCACCUAUGACCCCAACGGCAACAUGAACUCUGACCCCAAAAGCCUGACCCCUGAACUGGACAGACCGGACUCAGACAGACAGUCACCUAGGAUGAGCACGGACAUCACGAACUCCUAUAAAGUGAAGAAGCUGGACAACCAGACUCCGUUACAGAACACCAGUGGAGAGGACAACGACCAUCGCAAAGGUCAUGCUACAGAUGAGGAGAAGCUAGCCAGCACAACAGGACUCGGAGCUGAUGGAGACCACAAUGAGCUGAAUGUGUCAGCCAGACCAGAGGAGUCAGACUGCUGUUCUAUGUAUGAGGACCCCUGCCAGCUGAAGAAUGCCAAGCUGGGAGGAAGUAACACGCAGAAGAAGACAGGAAGUGAGGUUCUAGACGCCAUUUGCAUCAGCGAGGAGGAGAAAAUGGCUGUUCUCACCCUUAUCAGAGAGGAGAUCAUCACUAAGGAGACGGAGGCCAGUGACUGGAGGAGAAAGUAUGAGGACAGCAGACAGGAAGUCAUGGAGAUGAGGAAAAUUGUGGCAGAGUAUGAGAAGACCAUCGCCCAGAUGAUUGAGGACGAACAGCGCAACACCCUGAGCGCCCAGAAGUCUUUGCAGGCUGUAACCAUGGAGAAGGAGUUGGCGCUAGCGGACCUGAACUCUGUAGAGCGCUCGCUGUCUGACAUGUUCCGCCGCUAUGAGAACAUGAAGAGCACCCUGGACGGCUUCAAGAAGAAUGAGGAGGUGCUGAAGAAGUGUGCUCAGGAGUAUCUGGCCAGAGUCAAGCAGGAGGAGCAGAGAUACCAGACGCUCAAACUCCACGCCGAGGAGAAACUAGACCAGGCUAAUCAGGACAUAGCCCAGGUACGCAGCAAGGCCAGCUCUGAGAGUGUUGCUCUGACCGCCAGCCUGAGGAAGGAGCAGAUGAGGGUGGACUCUCUGGAGAGAGCCCUGCAGCAGAAGGCCGAGGAAAUCGAGGAGCUCACCAAGAUCUGUGACGAGCUCAUCGCCAAGAUGGGCAGAACAGACUGAGGCAGAUUCCAUACAUCCAAAUCAUUCAAUCUUGACCCGCCGAGAAAUCCCUGCCUACAACCUAUGGCAUACUCUGCCCUGUGCAUGCAUCCAGCGAAUGAGCAGUUCUGUUUUCCCUUGGGGCGUCUGUCUCUAAUGCUGCUGUACUGGUCCGAUGUCAUAUGAUAACCCAUUUUCUCUUGAGUAGUGUACCCUAUGGAGAAUAGGGUGUCAUUUGAGCCAGAGAUUGUUACAUGUGGACUGUUUUUUGUUUUGGUCAUUUUCGCCAUGCAAGACCAAAUCCCUUACUCCCUCCAUCUGUCGUUCUGUCCUGUAACACAAAUAUAAUGUGCUGUCUAGGCAUUGCAUUGAUUUGGGCUUAUUUACCUGACGAUAACAUUUUGUGGAGCACUUAUUAAUAGAUUGUAUAUAAACACCCUGGCUGAGAUGUACUGUACAUAUUUAUUCUGAACACUAGGAGACUAGGGUGGAACCAGGUAGACACGCUCUCAGACAGUUAGAGGUCAGGGGUGAGCUGUGUUUGACCCUUCUGUAUGACUACACUAUUACAGGGAGGGAGGAUAUGGAUGUAGGGUUUAGGAUGCACUGCUAUUGAUAGGGGUCGUGUGGGGCGUUGUCCUGGAAAGUAUAAAUCUUUUCUCCUGUCUGUAAUGAGGCCUUGUGUUAGCAGUGGAGGAGGGGCUGUAGGUCUACUGUAUAGUCUGCUCUGUGUGGUCUUGGACAGGUUUAGAUCACCUCCAGCAUAACUGCACAGGGGAGGACUUCUCGCUGUCCUAAACUCCACCUGGUUAGUGUUUGUCUCAGGCCAGUGUGUUGGAGCAGAGAGUAGAAUACUCAGUAACUCAAUCUGGAAAUGGUGCAUUUAAUACAAAGACUAUAUAUUUUGUAUAUGUUCAAGCAUACUGUAAACUGGAAGUGUUUGAAUGACUGUGGCUGUUAUUUUUAGUUCAGAAUUUUAAAAAUGCUCAGAAUAUCCUACUCAUGUUCCCCUCUGGCCACUGACAUGCACAGCAGCUGUAGUGUCCAGGUGUGAAACGUUAUGCCAUGGCGGUAGAGGGAACUGUUCCAGGAUUACUUGAACUCCCAUUGACCCCGGUCCAAUGUAGUGCACUAUAUAGGGCUCUGGUCUAAUGUAGUGCACUAUAUAGGGAAUAGGGCUCUGGUCUAAUGUAGUGCACUAUAUAGGGAAUAGGGUGCCCUUUGGGACACAGUAUGUUUUACUUCAGCACCUAUUUAGUGGCAUGGAAAGAUAACGUUUCUCUUAUUCACUGCUUGACUGUUCUCUGCUGAACUGGGUGUGUUAAAAGCUCGUCACCCCUGUGGAGAGUCACACCGCCUCACAGUACUUGUUCCCUCUCCGCCAUACUGCUCUGUAGACGUCCAUAGUUCAACAAGAUGCAUUAUAAACUGAGUGGUUCCAGACCUGAAUGCUGAUUCGUUGACAGCCGUCUCUAUCAUGCACAUUUUUGCAUCAUUCUGCAGUUGCGUUGCCUCCAGCGUCAUUGACGGUUUCGUUAAACAUUGUUUUUUUAAACGUGUCACCGAUCUCUUUUUUUGAAUUGUCAUUAUUUGUGAAGUGGUAAUAAGAAAAGUACAGCUAUGUUGACUAAUACGGUAUAUGCAGUGUGUCCUGAGUAAACAAGAUUGCAGUAAUAAAGGAGUGUGUUCUCAUGG
Messenger RNA from Oncorhynchus keta (chum salmon), 3569 nucleotides. RefSeq names its product transforming acidic coiled-coil-containing protein 1-like. Gene Ontology annotation, biological process: cerebral cortex development; mitotic spindle organization; cell population proliferation. The coding region runs from base 420 to 1895 and encodes 491 amino acids. The record is from RefSeq and is a predicted model, not a curated record. The transcript is spliced from 13 exons. NCBI's taxonomy places the organism in Eukaryota, Metazoa, Chordata, Actinopteri, Salmoniformes, Salmonidae. Gene Ontology annotation, cellular component: cytoplasm.